CUGGCGAUGCUGGAGACCGCACGCGCGUCCGCUCCCCGGGGAGGGUCAUAAACGAGAUUGGCGUUCCGGGAUCCCGGUGGGAGACCUAAAGUUCUGUCCGCAGGAUCCCCUGGCAUUAACCCCUUUACUCCGCCCGCACACCUGGGCCAGGUGGACUAAGCCGCUCGCUUCUCCCACAGGUCACCAGCAUGUGCCCGACUCCGGCGCCCGACGGUACCCUCUGAUGGAACUCCUCCUGACGGCUACUCGACUUCUGCCGCUGGGUGCAUCGAAGACCCCGCGUCAUGGCCGGGCACAAGAGGCUCAACAUGUCCUACCUGAAGGUGGGCCGACUGGAGGUCAGCUGGAGCGCGCUGCUCAUCUUGAGCUACGUCGUCUACUUGUUUGUGGGGGCCGCCGUCUUCCAGGCUUUGGAGAAACAAGCCGAGAACGACACGCGGAAGCAGUUCCAGGUGGACAAGCUGGUCUUCCUCCGAAAUUACACCUGUCUGGACGUGGAAGCGCUUGAGCGCUUUGUGGAGGUCAUCAUGGACGCCUGGGAGAAGGGAGUGAAUCCCUCUGGAAAUUCCACCAACCCCAGUAACUGGGACUUCUCCAGCUCUUUCUUCUUCGCAGGCACCGUGAUAACCACGAUAGGGUAUGGGAAUUUAUCCCCCAGCACUAUAAGUGGGCAAAUCUUCUGUGUCUUCUAUGCCCUUUUUGGCAUCCCCCUGAACGUGGUAUUCCUCAACCACCUUGGCAAAGUGCUGACUGUCCAUCUGGGCAGGCUGGACCAAAGGAUCCUGACGCUUGUGAAGCACAGGCAGGCCAUCAAGAUCCUGACCAAUUCCAUCUUCCUGAUGUCGGGCACCCUGCUCUUCCUGAUCCUUCCUCCUGUCCUCUUCAGCUUUGUGGAAGGCUGGACCUACGGACAGGGCUUCUAUUACGCCUUCAUAACCCUGAGCACCAUUGGCUUUGGAGACUACGUCAUCGGAACCAACCCCAGAAAUCAGUACAUCUCCAUUUACCGAGGCCUCGCAGCUCUGUGGAUCAUCUUUGGCCUCGCCUGGCUGGCUGUGCUCUUCAACCUGGGGGCCGGCGUGGUGGAGAAGGUCGCUGAGAUGAGGAGGCGCCGGGACAGCAUCGAGGAAGACAAGACAACUGAAGAAGACUUGGACCAGGGUGCCUCCCAGUAUUCCGAUUAUGGGGGCACUGGACUUACUGUCGCCCCUCAGCCGUAGAGCAGGCCGCUGUAUGACCAGCAGUGUAGUCUCAGGGUGGGAAUGAUGGGUGUGAUCUCCAGAUAUGGGACCAGGGAGGACCCCCUCCCCACUGCGUGACGGUGUCUUUGUCAGGGUCCGCGUGAGACAGGACGCCCUUGCUGCCCACUCUCUGCCCAGGUCCUGUUAAUGGCACCUCCAGCAGUGCCCCCCUUAUGGAUGUGGUCACAGAGAAGCCCACCCUUCCCUCACAACUUACCGAGAGUCUGUCAGACUGUGGUUGUCCUCAUCUGAGUACAGAAGGGGGGGGGGCGGCUGGGGGUCCACCUCCUCUGGUCUGUUUGGGGUGACCAUCAUUGUGAAAGGUGCUAUAUACAAUAAAGACCCUC
Molecule: messenger RNA, 1588 nt
Organism: Polypterus senegalus (gray bichir)
Lineage: Eukaryota; Metazoa; Chordata; Cladistia; Polypteriformes; Polypteridae
Product: potassium channel subfamily K member 16-like
Exons: 5
Coding region: 285-1220 (311 amino acids)
Biological process (GO): stabilization of membrane potential; potassium ion transmembrane transport
Cellular component (GO): membrane
Molecular function (GO): potassium ion leak channel activity
Source: RefSeq, a predicted model, not a curated record